This is a messenger RNA of Columba livia (rock pigeon), 29621 nucleotides long. RefSeq names its product C-type lectin domain containing 16A (gene CLEC16A). The coding region runs from base 161 to 3397 and encodes 1078 amino acids. Gene Ontology annotation, cellular component: endolysosome membrane; late endosome. The record is from RefSeq and is a predicted model, not a curated record. NCBI's taxonomy places the organism in Eukaryota, Metazoa, Chordata, Aves, Columbiformes, Columbidae. The transcript has 38 exons. Gene Ontology annotation, biological process: regulation of autophagosome maturation; endosome to lysosome transport; endosomal transport.
GUGCUCCGCGCGCGCGUGCGCCUGUGUGCGCCGGUGGCCGCCGCCGGGGCCGCUUCCCGGGUCCGCCUGCCUGGGCGCCGCUCGCCCCUUCGCCCGCCUUUCUCCGCGGGACGAUGAAGCCCUAGAGCCCCGCGGGCCGUAGCAGCCGUUCGCCGCCAGCAUGUUCGGUCGCUCCCGCAGCUGGGUGGGCGGCGGGCACGGGAAGGCCGCUCGCAGCAUCCACUCCUUGGACCACCUCAAGUACAUGUAUCAUGUUUUGACCAAAAACACAACAGUAACAGAUCACAACCGCAACCUGCUGGUAGAGACUAUUCGUUCUAUAACAGAGAUCCUGAUAUGGGGGGAUCAGAAUGACAGCUCCGUAUUUGACUUUUUCUUGGAGAAGAAUAUGUUUGUUUUCUUCUUGAACAUCUUGCGUCAGAAGUCUGGCCGUUACGUGUGUGUACAGCUCCUGCAGACUCUGAACAUCCUUUUUGAGAACAUCAGCCAUGAAACAUCACUGUACUACCUGCUCUCUAAUAACUAUGUAAAUUCUAUUAUUGUCCACAAAUUUGAUUUUUCUGAUGAAGAGAUCAUGGCAUAUUAUAUAUCAUUUUUGAAAACUCUUUCCCUGAAACUCAAUAACCACACUGUACAUUUCUUUUAUAAUGAGCACACUAAUGACUUUGCUUUGUACACUGAAGCUAUUAAAUUUUUUAACCACCCAGAAAGCAUGGUCAGGAUUGCUGUUAGGACUAUAACUUUAAAUGUCUACAAAGUGGACAACCAACCUAUGCUGCAUUACAUUAGAGAUAAAACUGCUGUCCCUUAUUUCUCCAACCUGGUUUGGUUUAUCGGAAGCCACGUGAUAGAACUGGAUAACUGUGUGCAGACUGAUGAAGAGCACAGAAAUAGGGGCAAACUGAGUGACCUGGUAGCGGAACAUCUUGAUCAUUUACAUUACCUUAAUGACAUCCUUAUCAUUAAUUGCGAAUUUUUAAAUGAUGUGCUGACAGACCACCUACUUAAUAGACUCUUUCUUCCACUCUAUGUGUAUUCGUUAGUAAAUCAAGAUAAGAGUGGAGAGCGUCCAAAAAUAAGUCUCCAAGUUUCUCUCUAUCUUCUUUCUCAAGUUUUUCUAAUUAUACAUUACGCCCCUUUGGUGAACUCAUUGGCUGAGGUUAUACUUAAUGGUGACCUCUCAGUGUUUUCUUCUAAAGUUGAGCAAGAUGUACAGAAAAACUCGGCAAAGUCAAGUAUCAGAUGUUUCAUAAAACCAACAGAAACACUUGAGAGGUCUCUUGAAAUCAACAAACACAAGGGGAAGAAGAGGGUGCAGAAAAGACCCAACUAUAAAAAUGUUGGUGAAGAAGAUGAAGAGGAAAGAGGAUCAGAAGAGAACCAAGAUGACCUGGAUAAAACCAAAGGUACAGAAGCGAGUUCAAAGGGCAUCCGAACAAGCAGUGAAAAUGAAGAAAUAGAGAUGGUGAUCAUGGAGAGAUGCAAACUGUCUGAAUUGUCUAUCUCUGCUGUGACAGAACAGAACACAACAGAUGAAGAAAAGAGUGCAGCUGCCUCUGGGAGUGAGAUAACAAACUGGAACAGGCCUUUUCUUGAUAUGGUCUAUAAUGCCCUGGACUGUGCUGAAGAUGAUUACUAUGCCCUCUUCGUGCUCUGUCUUCUAUAUGCGAUGUCACACAACAAAGGAAUUGACCCUGUCAAGCUGGAGCGAAUUCAACUGCCAGCUCAACAUGCUGAAGAGAGAAAUUCAUAUAAUCAUGUGCUUGCGGAAGGGCUCAUCAGGAUAAUGAAUUAUGCUGCACAGCCGGAUGGGAAAAUCCGUUUGGCAACUUUAGAACUUGGCUGCCUGUUGCUGAAGCAGCUUGUGUUCUCUAAAACUGGCAGCCUCAUAAAAGAUGUUCACCUUGCUUGCCUUGAGGGUGCAAGGGAAGAAAGUGUUCAUCUCCUUCGUCGUUUCUAUAAGGGAGAAGAAAUUUUUCUGGAUAUGUUUGAAGAUGAAUACCGGAGUAUGACGAUUAAACCCAUGAAUGUAGAGUACUUGAUGAUGGAUGCAUCAAUCUUGUUGCCUCCAACGGGGACACCACUGACUGGUAUUGAUUUUGUGAAAAGAUUGCCUUGUGGAGAUGUGGAAAGAACACGAAGAGCAAUCAGAGUUUUCUUCAUGCUCCGUUCGCUAUCGCUGCACUUGCGAGGUGAGCCAGAAACUCAGUUACCCCUCACAAGGGAGGAAGAUCUGAUAAAGACCGAUGACGUUCUCGACUUGAAUAACAGUGAUCUAAUUGCUUGUACAGUCAUAACAAAGGAUGGGGGUCAAGUUCAAAGAUUCCUGGCUGUGGAUAUUUACCAGAUGAGUUUGGUUGAGCCAGAUAUUGCCAGACUUGGCUGGGGAGUAGUUAAGUUUGCAGGUCUUUUGCAGGAUAUGCAGGUGACUGGAGUAGAGGAUGACAGCAGAGCUCUGAACAUAAUAAUUCAUAAGCCUGCCUCAAGUCCUCAUUCUAAGCCCUUUCCUAUCCUUCAAGCUACAUUUAUCUUUUCUGAUCACAUUCGCUGCAUUAUUGCAAAACAACGUCUUGCAAAAGGCCGUAUACAGGCUCGGCGUAUGAAAAUGCAGAGAAUAGCAGCUCUCCUGGAUCUUCCUGUUCAGCCUUCAACUGAGGUUCUGGGUUUUGGACAUAGCUCUGCAGCUGCAGCCCAGCACCUUCCGUUUAGAUUUUACGAUCAUGCACGACGCAGCAGCAGUGACACUACAGUGCAACGCUCUGUUUUUGCAUCUGUUGACAAAGUCCCAGGCUUUGCUGUAGCCCAGUGUAUAAAUCAACACAACCCAUCACCACUCUCAUCCCCAUCACCUUCCAGUGGCAGUGGGAGCACAGGACGCUGUGAUUCAGUGACUGCAAGCUCAACAUCCACUCCUUCGGUUGCACAGAGCCCAUCAGGUCUGGCAGGAAAGGACGUCGGCGGGUGUUUAGUCUGUCGGAGGCUGACAGUCACGGUGGACACUGGGUUUAGGUCUUCAAGCAGCAGCUGCAACAGAAACUCGCGCAAUAUCAAUUCAGAUGAUGCAUCAGCUCUGGAGCAGCCUCAGAUGACCAUUUCUGGUCAAAUGAUGUUGACUGAUGAAACUCUUCCAGCUGUCUCAAAGUCUAGCAAGAAUGCUAUAAAAACCAAUGACAUAGAAACGGCAAACCUGUCUCCCAGCCUGAUUCCUGCACAGCAGCCCACGAUAUCCUUAAUAACAGAUGACAAUACAGAUGCACUAAGUGUGGAGUCACUUACCCUGGUGCCACCGGUUGAUCCACACAGCAUCCGAACUUUCAGCUGCAUUCCCCCAACGUCUUUGCAAUCUGAAGCUGAAGUUUCCAAGGUAAAAGAGGUAGAGGAAGAAUGUUCCGAUUAAAGCCAACCUGCAGGCUGUGCUGAACAGUGAAGCAAAUGCAACCAUAUUCUUCCUUGUUUUUUCUUUGGGAGUCCAGAUAAUUCGUGAAGCCAGCGAGGCUAUCUGGUCUGCAAAAGAGCCUCACUGCCAAAAGAGAAUGUGGGCAGCUUUUACAGCAAACAUCAGAUGCUCAGCAUCUUUAAACUAGACAAGAAAAACAAACAAACCAACUUUUGAAUCUGAACUGGUUGUUUCCUACCAAUUUGUGUUAUGAAGAACAUGGAAGUAUUUCAGAGCACCUGCUUUCCUUCUGUUAUAGAGUUUCAGCUGCAGGAACUAAGUUAAUUGUAAAAGGUCUACAGUAUUAUGGCAAAGUGAAGACAUUUUUGGAUACCUGGGUUCAGGAUAUUGUAUCAUUACGUCUUUGAAACUGGAGACAUACCAUUGAUCAGAAAAAAUUAUAUACUGUAGUAGAGAGAUAGCAUUUCCAUUUGAGACAUGGUGUGUUUUUCAGUUUGGUUGGGUUUGUUUGGUUUUUGUUUUUUUAAUCCCAAUCUCAUUCAUCUUUUGGAGGUCUGCAUGAUACCAGCAGGCUUGGCCACUUCCAGUGUUGUCUUUGGAGAACUCUGGACUUCAAUAUUGUCUCUUCCGUGUGUAAUAUUUAUUUCAAGGUUUGAUUCAAAGCCAGAUAUAUGUCAAAAAGCUUUUUAAAAGGUAAAAGCCUGAAAUUUAAUGACAAAUGCUUGUUCGAAUUAACAUAAGGGAUUUUUGAGACUGCUUUAGUCGUUGGUUAACCAGCUACAGAGGAAUGUGAAAUAUUUUAAGAGAUUGCUAUAGGUUGUUUGUUCGCUUCUGACAGUCAAAUUGCUGCACCUCCUUUGUACUGAAGGAUGGCUUCUAGGAGGAGAUGGGAGCAGUUUUACUAUAAAGAGGUUUUUAAAAUGUUCAUCUUCGUGUAGGAAGGAGGUCACCACAUCUAACUGAUAAUUCCUUUUCAAGUCUGAAACUCAAAAGGAAAGGUAUUGUGUAGUUUUUUUCCUAUCUGGGAUAGUAUCACAGUUAAGCAACAUUACUACAGAAAAGUGAUCCUGAGCUUGUGCCUGCCUUACUUUGCUUCCUAGAUCUGAUACCAAGUUGACAGAAAGUAGUGGAAAAGUGUUGAUUAAAGUCUGAAAUGUUCUUUGCUGAUUUGAUACGUAAUUUAACACGAAUGUAAUGGAAGGUGUCACGUCAAUUUCCAUGUGUGUUAAUUUAAAUUAAUAGUAAAAUGAGCAGAAUGUCCUUCUUGGUCUGCUCAUAACAUGGAGUGCUUUCUGGCUCUCAAAGAUUGAAGACUGCUAUUUACUGUACUUGGUCUUGUGAUUUCAGUCGUCGGUGCAAUGUUUCCUCUUUCUAUCUCUACUAACACUGAUUUCAUAUCAAGUAGGUGAAUCUGAAAGGCUUUUACCUCUUCUUGGCUAUCAGAUGAAAUACUUGAAGUGAUUUCAAAUGUUACAUAUGCGAUUGACUAAUCCACAAGUAUAACUUUGCUCACUUUUUCCAUCUUUUCCUUCACAUAAUAACUUAAUCUUUAGAAUGUGUAUACAAGGUGUCUGCAGUUGAACACCAGCACUUUUUUUCUUCCCUCAUUAGCUUAUGCAUGGAGUUUUCUGACCAUUCCAGAGUGGCUUAAACUCUAAAUUAAUUCUGAGAGUUAGGUGUCUUCAGCACUGCUAUGGAUAUGGAUGAGAAGUUGGCAUUGCUGGUCUAAGAGCCUGCCUUUUCUUUUGCUCGUAUCCUUGGGGUGAGUUUACACAGCGGUCACUGUUGCAGGUGAUGUACGUGCACCUCAACAAGCCUGGGAUUCAAGUGGUAAUUUGGGCAUAAGGACCACAUAAAAUUGUAUCAGCUGAACUGAUGGCAGUCUAGUCUUCCUUUAGUGUGUUGCACCCUUGCACUGUACCCCUGUAAUAUUCUGAAGAUAACUGUAAAAAUGAUGCCUUAUUUAAUUUGAAAGCAUUUUAUCUUAGUUGUUAACCUUAACUGUUGACCUAGAUUACACAAAAUGCCACCCUUAAAGAGAAUUUAUUUUAUGUAGGAAAACAUUUAUCUUUAUUAAUCUAAUUUCAAAUUCAGUUAUAGCAAGAGUAGGGCCAUGCACAAGGAGUCUUUUUAAUUAGUAUGUAUAAUCUCACCCUGGAGCUGUACUUCACAAGAAAUGGGACAGAGGAAAAAAAAAGGUGACUUUGUGCUUUUCGAUGCCUUUGAGUGGUUUUGAAAUCUCAUGACCAGUGCGAUUUACUGAGAGCUUCACAGGAAAUGGCUGAGAUAGAUACUGGUAUUAGGAGAACAGAAGACCAGGUCUAAUGUCGAGUGUGCUGCUGGCAGAGCCUUGCUGGUGUGGAAAGGUGGGAUAUCUUAGCAGUUCUAUUAAACAUUCUCUGCAAAGAUGGACUGUCACUGGGAGCUGGUGCUCUGUCUGCACCAGCUCUGCCGCUGAUGUGUUGUUAUAUAAAUGCUACAACUGGUACAGACCAUUCUGAAUCUCUGAAUGCUUAUGCCACAGAAGCAAUUGAUUUUGAUUUGUUUGCUUCUAAUAUGAAGGUAUAUGUGCCUAAAAUUGGACUGUGCUUCAUGCUGCAUUAGGAGACUUCAGAAUGUAGAAGCUUUGGAGAUGCUGAAAUAAUCUGUCAUCGACAGUCUUUUAUCUCUGCAAGUUCAGUGUUACUCAUCUACAGUUCCUUGAAGAGUAUCAUAUCUGUCUUUCCUUUAUCAGAAAAACUCAAGGGCUGUUUCCUUAUCCCCCUUUCACUGUAAAAAGGAAAUUCAACCAAGAAAGUAUUAGCACAUCAGCCACAAAUGUAAUUUUUUUCUAAACAAAAAUUGAUGUGAGUCAGUGUAACAUCAUUCUUUUUAACCCAAUCCAAAUACCAAGUUGCAGAUAAGAGCAGCAGCUGAACACCUGACUUUGUAAAAGGCUCACUACUUCAGUGUAACAAUGCAGAGGGAGGUAGAAUCACUCUAAAAUAAAUAUAACAGUGUUCCAGGGCAACAUGCCAACAUUUUGGAGAGAUGCUAAAUUCUCAGUGUGUUUGUAGAGGCCAUGCCUAUCUUCAGCCAGAUUCUGUCAACAUGAAACAGUUCUAUUAUUCUCUUUCUUUUGAGAAGAGAAGCCAAGGCAUACUGAAUGUUACUUUGCUGUUUUAUAGUCCGCAUAGCUCAUUUUAUCAAAUUUUACCAACCUAUUGGUUAAUAGAACUAUGUAUUGUCUUCACUGUUAGGUCUCCCUGCUUCUUGCUGGUCCCCUUUGCUUUUCUGUCAUCCAGUGUACAACAGUGGACAAGACCCAGCUUUUAAUUUGUGAAGAGAGUAACAGCAACAGCCACUUGGAAACUGGGUCAAAAGUGGAGGGAGGAAAUGUUAGUGCCCAGUUCUAAUGUCUGCUUCACCAGAGAGGUAAUGCUUGCAGUGUAAAACUUGGGUGCAAAAAGUAAUUGGUUUGCAGAAACUCUUUGAUAUAGAAAGAAACCAAAGGUUAAGCUUCCUGCUUUUCGUUCUACAAGCUGAGUGGAUUAAACCAAAUUCAUUAGAAAUGUGGUCACAUAUAUUAAUACAAAACUAAAAGCUGUAUUUUGUGUGUGAAAUCAUGAUGAUAUACAAUACAAGGACUGAGCUCAUUUCUAUUCUCCAAUGCUAAAUCAUGAGAAACUAAAAUUCUGAUUUCUCUUCCUUUAAGCUGAGCUUUUUUUUAAAAAAAAAGGUAUAAAAUGACACCUGUUAAAGGAGCUCCUCAACAUUCUUCGCUUUACAACAGUUGGAAUUUCCUUUGAAGUCACUUGGUGAGGAAAAAUUUGGAAUCUCUUCCAGGAUUCAUUUAUUGUUUUGCAAUAUUGUUACGAAAGGACAGGUAUGUGACAUUUAAAAACUCUUAUUCUGUAUCCAGAAUUUAAGACUCAAAUCUAGAUCAGUAUUCAGAGUUGAAGUCAACGUCCAGUGAUUCAUAUGAACCCUUUGUCCAAUAGAGACAGAAUACAGGGAGAAAUAAUGUUCCUUUGUGGAUUUGAAGUAUUAUUGUGUGUAAAAUUUUAAAACCAAUGGUUAAGGUAUUUUGUUUAUAGCAAAGUCAGCAAUCUUUAGAAUUGAAGUUACUGUGAUUUUUUUUUUUCCUAAUUAAGCAGUAAGACGUGAGUGACUUAGAACUUCCACACUUAAUGCAGGUGGUCUGGGGUGAUUACUUUAAGCAAUCUAGGAAUUCAGUAAUUGCCCUGCAAUUGAGUGUCAUUUUACAGCAGUAAAUUGGAUUUAAAACUGUAUGCGUGACAACAUAGGUAAGCUCUCAGACAAGAAGGUCAAACUCUCAGUGUGUGAAGCCACUUCACCAAAGUAAACACUUGAAUCGCAUGGUGCUGUCGCUGCUGUAGUGUGAUCAGUCACUUCUCCCAUGGCAUGUGUUACAGGUAAAUAACUACAGAAUAACCAGUUAAUAGUUUCUCUAACCUGCACAUAGUACUCUUCAAAACAAUCCCUCCAUGCUAAACAUUCUGCUGUUGUCUUCACUAACCAGCUAAAGUUAACAGGAAGUUGCAUUUAAAAGAACAUUGCACGGGCAUCUGUCAUCUAGGAAAUCAGAUGCUUUAGUCCUCUAGCUGAACCUGAGAUAUGCACAGAGACAUCAGAUGGGGCAUCAGUGAGAUCGAGGCAUUUUGCCUCAAAGAUGGUGUCUCUUUGAUGAGUCUUGUACUUUUCAGGCAACCUAAUGUUAGGCAUCUAAAUAUAUGUUGAAAAUUCUCUUCCUGACUUACUGUCAUUUGCAGCAUGAAUUAGAAACAAAUAGGAUAACUCUUACUGGCUCCUGUUGGCUUCUGGAAAGCAGGUGGUGAUCCAAGCAGGGCUCUCUAGGGUGGGAUGUUUUUAGGGGGCGGGAGGGGGAAGCGCUUGGGGUUUUUUCCUGCUGCUCAGGAAUUUUGGAGCAGCAACAAAGACAUGGGACGUGCAGUUCUGGACUGAGGCUCAAACAGAAGGUUCUUUCAUAUGGAAAUGUAUUUUUAUAUUACAUUUGUACAGAAUUUUCCAUAUUUUGAUCUCCCAAAAUUUUUAGAUUUGCGCAUUGCUCGGAUUUCAUUUCUUCUGCAAGGUGUUAUAAAACAUGUAUUUUUAUGUUCGUUAAUGUAUUAUAAAUGUAAAGCUAAAUUUUGCUCGUCUAAUAAAUGUGCACUGUGGCAGUAUCUGUUUUAUUGUUUUGCUAACUUGAAUUCAUUUGUUCUUAGUAUGAAAAAGAAAAAGUUGAGUCAUUAUUGUGACUGUCUUGUUAGCAUAAUGCGUGGAAUGCAUUUAUUAGAAAGAAAAUAACUAACAAGGUCUUAAGAAGCAGGUAAUGACUAAGAAUACUUAAUGAUAAAAGCUAGAGUACGAUAAGCUUCAGACUAGUAUAGAGUGUUCCCAGGGUUCUUUUAAGAUCUUAAUCUUAAGGUACAUGAGGUGGUUUUUUUUCAUCCUGUUCUCCAUUGGUUUUGGUCCUGGGUGCUCAUACUACACUGAAUUUGACAUGGUAAUUGCAAUCGGAUCACUUAGGUGUGUAUGAGACGGUCUGAGAUUUUGUGUUUGGGUGUAUUUAAGGGCUGUGGCAGAAAUAUUAUAUUCACAGUGAACACGAACAUGAUUUUGGAAAGGAUGGAGAAUAGAUUCAAGUAUCCAAAUUUAUCGACUCUCAGAAUUUCUAGGAGAUUUGUUUUGGCCAGCAAUAGCACUGAAUAAUAGAUUGCUACAGCUCCUGGGGACCUGCUGGAAGCCUUUUAAACUGUCGAGGAUAACUUUAGGCAUCUCCACUUGUGAAUAGGUAUGUUGGUAUUUUUGUUGCAAACUGUUUACUUCAUUUUGAGCUGUUUUGAGAGUUUGAUUGUUUUAAGGGCGAAGAGGGGGAAAUGUAUUUUUCUAGAAGAAUGAAUGUACCUGGGAUUUAAAUACUACAUAAAGCGUUUAAUGAACAUGAAGGACUGUCCUCUUAUGAAAUGGAUUUCAACAAAGUUGUGUCUUAAAUGUACUUCAUUUGGAGAAAAAAAAAAAAAAGUCCUGAACAUGGAAAAAAGCCCAAACACAACAGAAUUUAAUUCUGAAAUUUCUUUCACAGGCAAUAAGUAUGAAUUAUUUAAUGUAAGUUAUGUUAGAUAUUUGGAGUAAAUGUAACAGUAUCUUAUGUUAAUUUAAAGAAAACUGUAAAUAAGUGUCUGGCAAGGGAGUGAAAUUAGAAAAUCUUGGUGUGUGUUUCUGAAAUGCAGAUUUCUAUAGCUAAGCUAAGUCUGUAUUUGGUGGCAUUGAUCAAGUGUCAUGGCUAUUGCAAACCUGGGCAAGAAUGAACAAGAGACCUUUCUUUGUAAAUGGAUCUUGGCAAUAAAAAUGGUGUUACUGAGAAAACUUCCUUCCCUUUCAUGUUCUGUUGCUGGAUUUGAUGCAUAAGGACAUUCAAUAACAGUGAUAUGCAAAAUUUGCAGAAGGUUGGUUUUGUUAACAACUAUGGGGUGUGUAUGUGAAUGUUGGGCAUUUUAAUCUUUAAACUGAAAUAGCCAAGGAAUUUUUGCAUUGUGUAUGCAGGAAAGACACAGCUUGAGAGAGAGAGCAGAAAGGCAGCCUGUGGAGGUGAUGAGACCAAGUAGAUGAGAGCAAGGGUUGGGAGUGACUGGGCAACGUUUAAACUGCCUGUGAACCACUUGGAAAGUGCCUGUCAUGUGUGAUUUCUUCCCCAAAUAUACCCUUGCGCCCUCCACCACUUUCUCUUUUCUGCAUGUUGCCAGUUCAGUGUAUGGAUUAAAUCCAACUGAGUUAUUAGUUAGAUUCUGGUUAAUUAGCCUCUCCAUCUGUAGGAAUUAAUUAUAGUCAGUCUACGUUCCUUGUGAAAUGUUAUUUCUCACACCAGGCAUUGCUCCAGAAGCUUUCUUAGGAAGAAGUUAAAUCACACUGUACUGUGAAAUAAGCAAGCUCUGUGUCGCAGGUGGGAGACAACACAGUGAUUUACUAUAAGAUGCAAAUAUUAAAACGUGGUCUUUUGGAGAAAGUGAUCUUAAAUCUGCUCCUGGCAGUUGGACUUUCUGCAUCGUGCCAGUAGUGCUGCUGUAAGGACACCCCUUGUCUAAUGCGUGGCCAGGAAGUUCCCAUCUGUUUGAAACUGUCUCGUGGUUCCUGUGUCCUUCUGAUGCCUCAGAAUUUUGCAGCCCUUUGUCUUGUCGCUGUAGAAGAUCUUUUUAGACUUGGGCACUGAGUCAGGUUCAGCAUCUUGCCCUGGGUUGCUGAUGGUCACAGAUGGACAAAUUGACAUGCAAUGCUUUAUUAGUCCACUCUUUUCUUGGUCCCCAUGAAAAGUGCAGCCACUUUGAACAGUCCUUUAAUAGGUAAAUCCACAUCUUUAUCAUUAAGAUAAGUCCUUCUGGCACAGUUAUAGAAAAAAGAAAGUGAAACUAUGUGGUUUGUUUCUAUAUCAAGGCAAGAUUUCACUGGGAUUGCAUGAGAGCAGCUGGUUGGGGGGGCAAAGAAAUUGUAUCCCUAACGGCACUUUUCUGCUGCCAGGUUGGAUGAAGACAAAAGCUGUAUCGGCGCUUUCUGGUGAUCUUUUUGAAUAAGUGAUGCCUACAACUUGGAAUGCAAGCUCGCUGUUUAUGUGAGUGCAUUCCCUGAAAAUUCUGUUGAAUUUUAAGCAGGUUUCUUUUAUCUCUCAAAGAAGGAGAGGUGGUGAGAGUUGCAACACUUGGAGUUGUAACUCGGAACCGGCCGAAUAAGCAGAAAGGUUUCAGGCGAGUGUUGUCACACAGUUCAGGCUGUUGAGCUGAUGGGGAAUAACUCUGGUUGGCUGGUGUUUGUUGUGUAUCUGCUUUUAGCUCAAGGAUUCUACCGACAGCUUAUCUGUGAACAUGUCUAGGUCUUAAAAUUAUUAUUGCUUUUGGUUGCCAGUUCUCUAAAAUGGAUUUUAAGAUGUGAAAUUGUUAUCAAGUGCCUUAUUUUUCAGGGUUACAGUAUGAGAUCAUUUGAAAUAUGUUGAAAGCUUUUGGCUGUCCUCAGAGACUCAUUCUAGAAAGUUGGGAAAUGUGCUUGUUGAAUGGAAAAUACUGAUCUCAUCAUUCCAUCCUCACUGUCUUGCCCGCAAAUAAAGGUUUAUAUUUCACAUAGGUCACAGUUUAAUAUUUUUUCGGCCUGUUUGGAUGACCGAUAAGGACGGACGAAUACACAGGCUCUGUUUCCUAGUUACACAUCAUUUUUCUCAGCUUUAGUACGCAAUAAACAUUGUGACACAGGCUGGGAAAAAAAGCUGUUGUUUUACUACAGAAAUAAAUUUUGACAUCAAGUUAAUUGGGUUAAGACAUCUUUGUGUAAAUUUGUCUUCCUUUUUGGAUCAUUUAUUUGAAGCAGAUUUAGGUUGCUGAGGAGCUAAAACUACAGGGUACCCUUGAAACUUACGUACAUUAAAUGAGCACUACAAACAGUUGUAGUGACUCAAUUGUUUGAGCUAAGCUGGUUGCAGGAGUUAAUGUGAUUGGCACAGGAGCAAAGAAUGAUAAUAUAUUCCAGCCCCUUGCCAGAAAACUUAUUAAAAGAAUUGUUACAAAAUUUGGAGAGGAGGUUUAUUUUAGUAUAGUUGUUAAUGGUAGAGUGUUUCCUGAGCCCUCCUCCCCUGCUGCUCUCCCAAAAUGGGUCACUUAUUCCCAGGAAACAUUUGGCUCUUUACUUCAGCAACAUUGCUCUUGUCAGUGAUUUAAAUGGGCUGUAAACAUGACUUUGUGAGGCACUCAAAACGACAGAACAAAAAUCUGCACAAAACCAAGAGGUUAAUGAAAUCUGAGCUACCUCUGUGUAUGUAACAGCAUCAGCCUCCCAACGAGCACUUUGUGGAAAGCUGUAGUUAUUGUGGUAAUAUUUCAAAUAUAUCAACUUCACCCUCUUACUAAAGGGUUGGGAAGUGUCGUGUUGAUCUGGCGGUAGUUACCAAACUGGAGGUUAUGGGAAAGUUGAUUACAUAGUUAUGCAAUAACAAUCAGACUUACGCCUGUAAGUCUCCCCACUUCUUUACUGCUUUGGUUUAAGGCUUUAGGAAAAUCACAAGAUGGGAAUCCUUUCAUGUAGGCUGGUAUAACUGAGAUGGGCAGACUCUCGAUCCUCUGAUAUUUAAAAACUUUCUCACAUAAGCCAUAAUAGGGAAUUUCUGUUAUGAUUUUAAACUAUGCAGUUCAGGAAGAGCUGCUUUUUCUACCAAAACACUUGAUUUUCUGAGUUAAUUUUGAGGAAAACUUCAGGCCUUUCUCAGCUUGUUUAAAUGACAGAGAAAAUAUUAAAAAGGAGAAAAUACGAGAAGGCGCUAGUAAAGAAUUACUCAUCUGCAAGAGAUGAUGAGGUUUUUUUAAAUACCUGAAAAUGGCUUUGCAAAAUUGUCCUGCCUAUUCUGGGCCCUAGUAAAUGCAUUGGGUUUGCAUAUUUUUGCUUUAGGAUAAUAUUCUGAAGGUAGAAAUUCAAUUUUGGGUGGCUAAAAGUAAACAAACACCCUAAUAGCUCUGCCACAGACUGGAGGAGGGAAGGAAUUCCCUCACGUGGAAGAAAGCUUCUCUUCAUAGUAGGUGUCCUACCACAAGUACUAGUUGGGAAGUCAUGGUUAAGGUGAGAACUUCAACAGCUUUUUUAAAACAACCAAUGAUGAGUAAAUUUACCCUCUGCUUCUAUGAAGAGUCAGGUUUUUUGGUAGGGAAUCAAAAACCCUCGAGAAAUCACCAAUGUAGUUGAUCUUUGAACAAAAGAACACUGUUUCCCAUUAUUGCUUCUUAGCCUGCCUUUUAUUGGCAGCACUAAAUAGAGGAAAUUUCGUUUUUUAAUUUGCAAUGUUGCUUCAUUCUCUGGUCCGUUAGUCAGAGCCUACGAGUGUUGUGAUUCACUGCUGAUUCAGUGUGUGAGAUGGUUUAGCAUUUUUCUGUUGUUACUGGUUUCUGUUUAACAUCUUUUUUCCUUUUUUUCUGGGGAUUGAGAUGGCAGCAUCACAACUGCAGAUAACUCCACUGCUCCACGAGCCGGUUAACUGUGUUCUAACUGCGCCCAUUGUGGGACAGGAGAAAUUGCGCAAGUGGUUGUUGUAGCACAUCUGGUGAGGGGAGGUUGCCCGUGAGUAAGAACAAAAACAUUAACAGAAGGUCUACAAAGUAGAGGCAGGAUUGUGCCGGUUCACCGGCGGACAGGCCGCCAGCUCCAGCCCCAGGGGACGGCUGGGAUCCCAUCAAGAGCCAUUUCCUGUUCCGUCUCUAACCUGCCCAGCUGUCUGCAGAGAACAGGGCUGAGAGCCUUGAAGUACUUGGUGACAGAAAUUAUUGCAGGAAACUAGUGGAGUUAUUCUCCUGAAAAGCAACUGGGCGUUUCUGUCAGCAGCAUGGAACUCAGUUUGAAGUUUUAGGUCACUGAACAGCUCUGCUGGCACUGGGUGCUCUGACAGGACGCGCUGUACCUGCUCACUGCUGAAGCUGGUGGCAGCUCCAGCUCUCCUGUCCUUGUAAGAGUUUACAGAACAUUGGAGCCGUCAUGCAUGGUUCAAUAGAAACUUUAAUGCCAUGUUCAGGGGAGGAUUUUCAAGACAGACAAUAAUUAGGUUUUAAUUUUAAUUGAAUUUAUUUUUAUCUGUUGAUAUGCAGAUAUAAAAAAAAAAAAAUAAAAAUAACUGAAAGCAAAACAUAAAAAAAUGUAGCUGGCCAGUGGUCAUCUAACCCAGUAUUUCCAGUGUUUGUUACCCUAUUCGGUACACCUGUUAAUCUAUAUGAAUGCAGUUUUGGAUAUGUUACGAUUGCAAAUACUUCCUAUGCACAUCUUGUGAUUUAUGUCUGAUAUUCUAAAGUUCAGUGAGAUCAGUGUGUUUUGGAGAGGUUGUCUUUGAAUGUGAGAUUUACCUGCUGCUUGUUAUCCAACACAUCCCUCCCCAGCUAGUGCAGCCAGUGGCACUGGAAUAGGCCUUAGGACAGGGGGCUGGCUAAAGGCAGAACAACUGGCUUGCUUCCACCUUUUUUUGUAGAGGCUGUAUGGAAAAUGAAAAAUUGCAAACAGUGGUAUGAGCUCUGCCUUUUUUUUUUAAUAUCUCUAAUUCCUGUUUCUCUAAAAGAUCCCAACAAGCAACAUGGAAUGGUGGGGAGAGGCUGCCCCCGAGGCCCAAAUGGUUCUUGCCCCGCCCUGUGCCCACUGAGUCAUUGCUGAUAGUGAGACAUGUUAAGAGCCAUUCAGAUGUUUCAGAGUGAUAUCAAGAAUUUAUACCAAAAAAUCUUGGCUACUUAAUGUCUAAUUUUGGUAAAGUUGAAGAGUCUGUUGCAAAAUAUGAGUUUAGCAUUUUGGGGUCUUGUUUUCCAUAUAAGCAAAUAAGGAGAUUUUCACAUACGUUUCUAGUGGAUGAGAGUUCAAAAGUUUCUUAUAUUAGAAAACCUCAAUUAUCUUAAAGUAAUACAUUAAUUUCCAGAAUAUUUAAUAAAACAGACCUAUAAUGUUGCGUAUGUGGUUACAACCUUUUGAAUAUUGGGGACUGCCUGCAUCUCUCAAACCAGAGCCUUUUUCUCCAGUAUGCGUACACAUUUAUUUUUCAUAGUAGGUCAUAGCUUAAGCUCAAAAUAAAGGCGUUUUGCUUUGUUUGGCUGGUCGCAGACUUUGCUGUUCCCUUUUGGCUUCUCUCUGGUAAGAAAUUUGAAACCCUUUGUAAACUUUCAUGUAACUAGGUCUUGUUUCAGGUAUUAGAGCUUCGAAGCUUUUAAGGAGAAAACUUAUAAUUCAUACAAAGAAUGAAAAUAAUAGGUAUUUUGACAGGACAGUCCAAGAGAAAAUAAAGAUCAGUAUAUAGCAUUUUAUAUGUAAUCUUGACCUUGAUGCAGGACAUCAGUUACUUAACUGAUACAAUAAAAAAAAUAAGGCAUCUGUAAGAAUAUUAGAUUUAACUGUCCACAGCCAUGCUUGCAUUUAAAUUACACUCUUUAUACACCACAUGUGUAUUACCCUGUGCAGACCCUGUUGCUGAGGUGAGAAGGUUGUCACUGAAUUCCAGAGUUCUUGGGAACAAGAUGUGAGCAGCUUUGCUUUGAUGCUUCUCUAUCCUGCAGUUCACUUGAAUUUGCUUAUCACAGUUUAUCAGCUUCGAGGCUUUCCUGCGAAAGUCUUGUUUGCAACCACUGGCUGCUGAGAACUCGUAAUUCUUACAUAGCUGCCCAAACGCUUUGGAGGGGCAUAGUCUUGCUUGGCUAAAUUUUGUUUACAAUAGGUCUUGCAAGCUUCUUUGUGAGUUUGUGAGCAGAUCUUCAUAUUAGAUGUUCUGUGGGGGAGGGUGACUUGUCAAAUUCUUUAAAACCACAGAUCUCUUUGAACCAUAGUCUUGGCGCUAAGGUUCAUCUGUUUUUACUUUGAAUCUGAAAAGGAAAAGAGUCCUGACUUUUCUAUAGCUGCAUUCAGGUUCAUUCACAUGGAGCGCACGGUGUGUGAUCCUGGCGUCACCUUUGCUUUAGCUUAAUAGGACUUGGGCAGGUCAUCAGCCCGUCUGUUCUUUAGUUCAUGCUUUUCAAAUAUAUUUAUAUCAAACAAUUAAUGGUGCACUUGAGAAGCUUAGUUCAUGUUUGUAAAGUGCUUUGAUGUUGAUCCUAAGCAUUAAUCUUUUUAACUCCUUGUCAUAAAGGAAUGUUAUUUAAAUUAUACUUCCCAUCUUACCACUUGCACCAGAUAAUGUAGUUCUUGUUGAGGACCUGGAACUUUGAAAGUCACAAUAAAAAACCUUCGUUUUUUCACUUGCACCAUAACUCUUGAGUCAUCUGAACAACUUCCAAAUGCUAGCAGUCCAGGACCUAUAGAGCACUGUUAGCAAUGAAACUUAACCGAAAUUCACUCAUUAUGUAUUUCUAAGAACAAUAAUUUAAACAGUGUCCUGACUGGAGGAAGUGAGUGUGUCUGGCAGAAACUAGUUUGUUGAUUUUUUUUCAGUAUUUUCAAGAAAACAAAUGCAGAAGUCCCUGUAGCCUGGUGUUAAAAUGUACCCCUGUCUGUUGGCAGGAUUUCCUCAGCUCCCUGGUUGAUACUGUACCAUUUAUUCAGGAAGCUGAAAUUUCUGGAUAGUCCCAUGACUAACCUUGUUAAUGUGAAACCCUUAAUGCUGUAUUCUUGCUUAAUUCCUUACUGAUGGUGAGCUGAAUGAUUAGAAGCUGACUGAAGAACUUCUCAUUCUCCUCUGCUGUAAUUGCACAGAUGUCCCUGAUGACACUGAAACUGAAAUUGUGUUGUACUGGAUGCUGUACAGACAUUAAUUGAGUCAAACCCUGUUACAAAGAGUUUAUAGUCUGCAGUGAUGACUUGUAUGUAGGGUGUGUGACUUGGGUGUAAGGUAGUGCCAUUGUUUCUGGAUUAAAGAUCAUAUCACAGACUGCUUGAUGAAAAUUGUUUAUAAAGUCUGUGGAUGGCUCAAGAACCGAACCCAAAGCAACUGCUUUUGCUGAUGAUUGCUUUGUGUUUCCAGUGGUAAGAGAGAUUAUAUGCAAUAUCUGAUGUUAAAAUGCAUCUUCUGGACAAGAUUUUUUUUUCCUAGUACAUGUGAGGAAACAUUUCCAUGUAAUGCUGUUCCAUAGAACAGUGUGUUAUGAUGAGUAAAUAGAUAUUUUAAGAAAAGUAACUUGACAAACGCAGGAUGCUUGUUCAGCCAGUCUGGCUGAGGAUCAGCUGGAAUAUUGCCCCAGCUGCCAGCAGGAGGUCGUUGAAGAGCAGUUUCCCAUCUCCUCUGUAAUCUGAAAAGUUCGGAAUAAUAUUAACGUUGACACAAAGUGAUGACCAGUGAUCAGUCCAGCUACACUUCUGCAGAGCCUCAUGAGAAUAACAGCUGAGAAGUCGUCAUCCCUCUGUCAAUGUUGGUUUGUUCUUCCCUGUGCAAACUGUGUAUUUAAUGUUGCGCGGUGAGUUGCACACUGGGAACAGCGCUGUGCCUAAAAAGGGGCUAGAGGCAAGUUUCAAACGUGACUUAUGGUUUGAUUACAUACAAAGUGUCUAAACCAGCAGAUGUUCGGGGACACUAAAUGAGCAAAAUCUAUUAUUUCAAGCUUUUUGAUGGAGUAAAUGUAAAUUGUGUAUUAAGCAACUUUCAUGCAAGCCUUCCAUAGCCAAAAUUACUCUACUAGAAAUCUUGCGAUGAAGUUAGCUCUUCUGUCCAAGCAGACCCGAGGCACAAGGUGUGUUUUGGGGUUCAGCAGGACAUACUUUUCCUCUGCAGAGCCGUGUUGUGGGGAAAGGCAGACAAACAUACAGACAGAUUUAGUUCUGGCUGAGGACACAUCAGUGUUAGUUCUUGUUACUCUGUUUUACAUAUGUAGCUGUCAUGUCUCUGAAUUGCUUCUAGAUUAGGGAAACAAUAGGAAAGAAAACCACAGUAUUUCUCAACUCUGCGAAUUAAAGUAUAGUUAGUUCUGCAAAUGGACAAUUUUCAGACAUUGCAGUACAAACAACAAAAUUUGCUGCCUUUGUCAGUGUUUGAGAGAUGGCUCAGGCUGAGUUUUACCUUAGUGUUAAUUUAUUGUUGUGACUUUAAUUUUUUGUUUAUUUUGUUUUGUUUCAGUGAAAAAUGAAAAAUGUAACUCACCCCACCUGAAACCAGAAUGCUGGGACAUGCUUCCACGAGCUCUGAGCUGGGCCUGAGUAAAGAUGCACUUGCGUGCUUGCCCUGGGACUUAGAUCCGUAGCUGUGUCCAGCUUCAGCCACCAGAGAAGUGAAGUUGCACGUCUUCGCUCAGACUCUCCUGUGCCUGUGAGAGGGAAUCAGCCUUUCAGGGCAAGGAUAAAGUGUGGCAGAUGCUCUCUGUUAACCCCUGCCCUCCCCACCAAGGAAGGGGAAAAGGAAGAGAGACUUACCAGCUGGAAGAUUAAAACAGCUUUACUAACAAUACUAGUAAUAAGAGAAAUAAUGCAAAACGCACAAAACCAAGAUUGAGUCUCCUGAAUGACCAGGGAAUUGGGGGCUGUGGGGCAGACCCCAGGAACUCCUGGACUGUACUCUGCAGUAGAUGGGAACUGGAUUCAGGAAUGCAUGGACUUGAACCGGGAUCAUGACAACAGGCAGGGUCCUCUCCAGAAGCCAGCCGUGGAUGAAGAGAACGAGACCCUCGUGAUCUUCCAGCUUUAAACUGCGUAUGACGUGGAUGGCAUGGAAUACCUGCCUGGUCCCUUUGGGUCCCCAGUUCUGUCCACCCCUCCCUGCAAGUACGACCCUUUAAUGACUUCUCUCUUGUGGGAUACAAGAGGUCUGUCAGUGACUGUGGCUGCUGUAGUAAUAAAAUAGAAACAUGGGCCUGCGUGCCAUUCCUGCCCUCAGCUCGGUAAAACUAUAAACAGCAGAUGUUAUCAGCUCUGGAGCAGACACUCUCUGAAGACGUGCAGCCAGCUUCCGAAAAGUGCAGUUACUUAGAAGAAAUGUAACUGAAAGGAAAAUUCACUGAAAGACAAUUGAUCUUGUUUUAACCAAAACCAGAACAGCGUGGUCCGUCAGUGAGAACAAAUGAAACACCAGAUACAAAUUUAGCUUAAAUAAAUGGAAUGAUGUCCAGAACUAAAAUAUCAGAACUUCUGUAUUUUGAAGCAGCCAGGGACAGAGAAGUCUGUUUUAUGCAUUCCCUGCCAGUGACCUUUGGACACAGUGCUUAUGUAAUGGAAGUUUGCUGGUUCUAAUCACAAAAUAUAUGUUUUGGGCUGUUUCAGCUAAGUGCAGAACAUAUUUAAAGAAAUUUAAAACUGAUGAUUGAACGCUGAACAGUUGCAGUGAAGGAAUGGCCUUGCACCUGCUGGUCUAUUGCAAACAAGAAUAGGUGCGAGGAGUCAGUGUCCUUGCUUUUCUUGAGAAAUCUGGAAAUGCUCAAUAGUUGUUUAGUUUGGAAACAUUCCUGAUGGGAGUGCAGGAAACCUGCGGGCUGAAGAGGCUAUUGCUGAGAAAUAGAAACUGAGCUCCUCCCUUGGCAAUGGGCACAACAGCUGAACCAGGAGAAUAAAAAGUGAAACUGCCACUGUCACUUCAGGGAUUUCAGCAAAGCCGGUGAUAAACAGCCAUUUGAAGUUUUACCCAAGUUUGAACUCGGGGCUGGCUCAACUCCUACAAAUGGUUAUUCUGCUCGUGCACCCUCCAGCUCUCAGCUGGUGCAGCUACAGCAGCCACUGGCUCACAGCACAGGAGUCAGCAGGUGCUGAAAAGCUCGCUGCUGAAAUAGUUUUGUGGGUGCCAAUUGAUGAUGGCGUGGAGCAGUAAUGCAGAAAAGGUUGUGAACUGAGCGAGGAACUGUGGAUGUCAGUGCAAACAAGAGAUAAGCAGAACAGCAGGAGAAAAAGGACAAUGUCUUGUUCAGAUACAGCAACAAGAAUACAAACAUUAGUGUUGGAAGCAUCCUUCUAUGUGACCAAAGUGCCCAGAAAAAGGAGAAACAGUUUGUCAUAUCACUGAACUGAGUUCUCAUCCCCUGGGAAGAAGAAAUUUCACUGCAAUUCAAUAGUAGUGUACAACAGAUUCAGGGCUGCCAUGUCUUACCGACCUAAGAGAUUUCAACCAACCAUUCAUCCUGAUUAUUGGUUAGCAUUUACUGCAUGAGGAGGAUUUGUCCAGGAGAGGAAGGGCCUCUGAAGUCAAGAGGAGUUUCAACCCACAACCGGUAGACACACGUCUGAACGAGCAGCCAGCUAGAAGCGGCACCACUCAGUGUUCCCUGGGGACUGUGCCAGCAAGCUGGUUUGGCUGAGUGGUUGCUGGCUGGUUUAAGUAUCCAUCUGGCUGAAGAACCUGUGUGGCACACAGGACAUGUGUGCAUUAGGUAUAAUCUGAGGUAAAUAAAUUCCUCUUGCAGAAGAGGUGAGUGGCAUGAGUCCGAUGGGCGCAGCACUGAGGCAUUGCAGCAACACAUUUCUGAAUAAUCCUGGUGACAGGGAUUGAAUGAAAUACUCUUUCCUGUAACAAGGAAUAAAUUAUUUCCUUCUUCCCAUUCUGAAUCAAAGUAUGAGUGUGUAAACCACCCUUGAACCCUUUUAUGUGUUACUGAGAUGUGGAUCAUGUCUUCAGCUGUUGCCAUUUCUUGUUAUUUGUGUUGCAGCAUUGAAGUAGCCUGGCAGGGAACAAGGUGAGAAGAACAAUACUAUCUUGUGCCACUUUUCCUCACGCUGAGUCAGUACCACACAAGGUGUAUUUUUCCCGGUGUAGCUUUUUUUGGUGAUAAAACAAACCCUUGUUCCAUUACUGACUAGUUCUGGUGCUUAAAUUCAGAGUUUCCUCUCUCCAACUAGUGAACAUGCAGAUUUCCAGAAAUGGGUAAGGGUUAACUCGAAAUGGCAAUUAGAGCAGGGAAUUUGAAUAUAGGAAGAAAGUGAAAUAUAAGUCAAAUGUAAACUGCUUUUGAACGUUAGUGGAGGUGGCACUUAGUCAAAAUGCUUGGACUUCGGAGCACACUGGAUAAAAUCAGUCCAAUGAGGUACGAAUUUUGAAUGUGGGCUGAAAAUACCUGAGUCUGAAGAAAGCUGGACUCAUGUCCUGGUUAAAGACUUCAGUUUAGAAUCUAUAUCUUAAAAAGUUUCCAUCAAAAAGCAUUUCAGCUCUUGUCCCAGUCAGACUAGGCUACAGAAUACUGGGUUACAUUUUGUUACUGUGUUCCACUUAUCUCCUGAAUGGGGGGGAAUUCUUGGCAUGUCAGAACUUUGCAAUGAGAUUAUUGCUUAAAGGAAAGUUUCAUAUGUUUGGAUACACUUCAAAAUGCCCCUGGAUUUUAAGGAAAAACAGUAUUUGUAUAAAUCAGUGCUCUCAAUGUUCAGCACAGUUCUAGAAAGCUGCCGGCUGAGGUGUCUUGAGAGUCCUGUGUUUUGCAGAAAUCAACACUGAGGGAUAUGCUCACUCAGUUUACUGAGGUUUAAUGGAGCUAUUUUGGGACCUGGAACUCCUGUUCAUCAACCACAUAUUUCUGGGUUAAAUCAUUCCCUCACCAGCUUGUUUUCAAUUAAGCUGUUCUGUCUCUGAUGGAUUGUGGGCAUUGUGGAGUAAUUCUGGUUUGAAUGAAUAGACACCCAACUAAGUGACUGAUUGCUACAUACAUCUCUGGCUUUAUGUGUAUUUCUGUUAUUGGAUCAUGCAAUCAUCCUACACAUAGGGUAAAGAAAACUUUAUUUUUUCUCUUGUCUCUAGCCUUUUGCCUGAAAUCUCUCCCAUCUGCUUGGCAAAGAUGAGCUGAAGUGGCUACACUGUCCAUGGACACCGUAUCUGGAAUACAGUCUUGCUUCUCUAGACUUACAGAAUUAUCACUACCAUAGUAAAGGCACUGGGAAUUACCAACAGGCAGAUUACGACAAUCUUUUUUCCAAAUUAUAGUAACAAACUGCAUUUUCUGUGAAGAUGAUCUUGGAUUCCAUAUGAUCCUGCCAAACUCAACAGCAGGCUUCUGCAGUAGCUCUUCAGUGACUCUGGCCUACAUUGAGAAGUUUUUCUUAUAUUGACGUUCCGCACGACUGAUUUGCCAGAUCUGGUGCAGAAUACAGCAAAUUCCCUAUUUGACUUUGCCGGUACUUUAUUAAACAGAGAAUGAGAGAUUUGACAGCUGGAAUUACUACAGGAAUCUUCAGGAGACUCCUAAAAUGCCCCUUAGAUGUCACAGUCCUUAAAUCUGUGCACACAGCCCCGGCGAGGCGGCGGUGCCGACGGUUGGUGCCCGUGGGUGGCGGCGGGCGCGGGGCCAGGCUGGCCUGCAGGAGGCGCUGCAGGGGCGCCGAGCACACGAGGGCUCGGGGGACACCGGAGGCCUCUCCAGUGCCGCAAACAGUAGUGCUGUGUUAUAUGGAAGCUGACAUGGGGUUUCUUCCCCUCCAACAAGUCCUCUUCUGCUGCUCUCACAGCUGUGAAUGGUGGAGGAUUUGGGCAGCUGCUGAGAUCCUGCCUUCUGAGAAGAGCUCACCAGAGUGACUGGCGAGGCCGGUGUGGAGGCAGAACCCAGGCUGCUGCAGAGCACGGCUCCUGCAGCAUCCCCGCCAGGCGACCGCGGCUGCGCGGCUGACCAGACCGCUCACGUCGGCGAGGGAAAGUGUUGCACCCAUUGGUCGUGAACUGAGUGUAAAAGGGUUUGCAUCAGAUGACUGCAUGAACGCAAACUGCCCGCGCUGCAGCCUCCUGAGCUCCACUGGUGAGUGCCGGAGGCUCCUGUGGACCCAAACACCGCUGACUUCCCAGCAGAGCACCAGCUGGAGGUACCAGGAUGCAAAUAAAUCAGUGGUCUCUGUCAAACAGGAGGUCCAGUUAUUUGAUUCUCCUUCUGCCUUAAAAUCUACUAAAACAAUGAAAGUGAAAACAUAACCCACAUCUGUUAGUUAGCAAUCAUUGUAUUAUCUUUUAGGGGUCUAGAUAAGGUAUAGUCAGAAUAGCAAGAUCUGUAGAUAAUAAAAAGAAACUCCUUGUGCCUUUCACUUUCACCUUGCACGGUUUCUCGUAAAUGCAGCUGUAACCGGCAACGGAGCCUGAGUACUCUGAUAAGCUUUGCUUUGCAAAUCCGAGACUGUGUGUCGUCCUUUUGGCUCAAAUUGUAGCAGAGCUACAGAUCUUCAAAUGCUCCUGCACAAAACUUGAAAUUAUCUGAAUAUAAGUGCUUGAUGUUUGGAAUGUCAAAACUCCAAAGUGCAAGUAAAGAUGUGCACACAUUGUCACGCCUGCUCUGCACAGCCACCUUCUGCCUCGUGACAUUUGCGAGUCUUAGACACCGGCCACACAGAACUGAUGUCUUCUAGUUGGUUCUUAAAGCAUUGACCGUUUCUAUUUUGAAUAAACAAGCACCGUUGGUUUUUGCAGUACAGUGCACUACUGCAAGGCUUUGAAAAUAAGGUGUACUGGUAUGGCAUUUACCAUUUAUCAUUGCUUUUCACGACAAGGUGAAAGCUUGCUAAGGUUUUGAAUCCCAGUAUUUUUGAAUCCCUGAAGAGUUGCUUUUUGGUUGUAUUUGAAUUUCAAGUCCAAGUUUUAUUCUAUAUUUUGGAGGGCUGCCCUAUAUAGAACUACAUUUAGAAACAACCAUUAUGUUGCACAACUCUGUACAUAUUAGCCACUGACAAAAAUUCAAAAAUAUAUUUUGAAUAUAAUUCAUGAAUAAUUAUUUAAAUUCAUGAAGAUAAUUAAAUGUUUGUAUAGUUGCCUCACUGCAGUCUUCAUCACAACCAUUAGUUUAAUAGAAGGGUCAGGUUACCUGUACAUAAGAAAUUAUUUUAAUAUUUUCCCUUGAAGAGGGUCCUUUUCACAAUUUCUUUGUGUGUUCCUCUGGUUCAUUUUGUUUUCCUGUUUAGUUCAUAACACAAAGUUUAGAGUCUUACUGGAACGAGCUGAUGAAAAUUAUUUCCCUUAACAGAAACUGAAUAUGGAUCACUUGUCAGUGAGGAUCGUUCAAGACUUCAGGUGCCAGCAAAAAAGUCAGACCUUCGUUCCAUUAAAUUCAUAUUUGACCCUGCAUUUUCUGGGCUUAGUGGAAAGAGAUGUUUCCAUAUCGUGUUGAAUAUAAGUCAUUCAGCUGUUUGUUCUGAAUUCACGCUCUGCUUCCCCGCUGCAGAGGAGCACGAGGCCAGCUGUUCCUUCAGCUAUGAUUUUAGCUUUUGCUUUCGGAUGUACCAAAACCAGAGCCUUCCCGCUCAGCACUCAGCAGCAUUCUGCCCGUUCAAGGCCAUUUGUGCAGUUUCUGAAGAGGAUGCUGAUACUGCUUGUGCCCAGGGUCCGGUCCAGGAUCCUUUUCAUCCAGCAUCCCCAGGAGUUUGAAUAAGCUCACCUGGAAGCCAGCUUCACACACUGUUUGCAGAGCAGCAAGCAAUACUGGUAAGUAAAGACUAUGACUAGUAGGAAAGUCUAUGAUUAGUAGUAAAGGAUGAGCUGGAUGAGGCUUCCAGCAGCCUGGGCUGGUGGAAGAUGUCCCUGCCCAUGGCAGGGGUGGGACUAGAUGACCUUUAAGAUUCCUUCUGGCCCAAACCAUUCUAUGAUUCUGUGAUUUUUUUUUUUCAUCAUGACAUAGCCCUAUUCCGUAGAAUGCUGCUUUAUUUCAGUUAUAUACCAGCAUAUUUAUAGCAUGGAAAGGAAUAAACAGGUGACACCCACUUCUGCAGAACGCGACUGGAGCUCUCUAAGCAUUUCCUCUAAGUAUUCUCUGUAAAUGAAAUGAGUCAUCUAAGCUCAAGAGCAUCUCACUGUUUUCAUAGCCUGUAGGCUGCCAUCAGUAGGGAUGUGUGUGGUGAGUGACAGGAACUGGUUAAGUUUGCGUGACAGUGACAGCACUUAAAUGAUUUCUCAUGUUAAGGCUGGCGGUGCAAGCUGAGGUUUCCACUCUCUCUGAGGGGAUGCCUGAGCCACACACUGGGUGCAGCUCUCAGCUCCUGGCAGCUGCAGGGAGACUCUUGCCAUAAUCCUCUGAUGAUUCCACUCAGCGUAUGCAAUGUACAGCACCUGAGUGAGGCCCUCAAGAGAAAAGAGGGUGCCUUGCUAAUGCUUUAUUUGAUAGCAUUUGCCACAAAAGAUAAUUCACCCUAUCUUAGUGACUCCUAUGCAGUUUUGGCAGGACAGCCCUACAGGAGAGGUCAGACUCUUCUUGUUAGUAUGAUGAUGAUGAUGAAGAAGAUGUCUGUUACUCACAUUAACCUGUCUUGUCCAUAUCACUUCUAAAAUGUCACUGAUUCAGAGCUACCUGCUAACUAAAACUUUGGCAGGUGGCACCUGGAGUUUUCCUGUUUCAGCAGAUGACUUGCCUUGCUCCAGGUCUUUUAAAAUUGCUGGUCCAACAUAAUUUAGCAUCCAUAUACCAGACUGAUCAGUCCCAAAGCAUAAAGUACAGGCAGGUGAAGGUCAAGUGAGGGACGCAAAUAUGACUGACUUCCAACCCAUUAAUUCCAACACAUUGACUCAUUAAUUUCAAAUCAUUAAUUAAAUUCAGUGAUGAUGUGAUAGCCUAAAAAACCCCUGAGGGAUGAGGAUGGUUUUCCAGACUUCAUCCAGCAUGUCAGCAUGUCCACAUUGCAUCUUAUACGCAGUACAAAACAAACAGCAGGAAACAACUGAAUUUUGUAUUCAUGUGAUUCUUGCAUGUAGUUCUGUGUGCAGUACAAGAAAAUAAGCACAAACUAGGGUGGAUCUCUUUAAGGAGAAACCUGACAGUUUGUCAAGUUGUCCUUCAGUGAAGUUUCAUACAAAUACCAGGGAAAGGAAGACAGUUUGUUUCAGAUCCCUCUUCUCGCUUAAGGAGUGAUGCAUUUUUACAAAGUGUUGUUUUCUUACCUCUUUUCUGUCAUGCUUAGCUCCCGUAUGCUGCUUCCUUUUACUGAUGGAGGAUAUCAGAGACACAAUCGUAUCCCUUUGCAGCUUACCCUCUGGUUGUGCACGGUGGCUGCAAGAGCUGCCCCCAUCACACUGGAACCCCCUGAGCUUCUGGGCUGCCAUGGACAAGUUGCUCAAUGGUAUCUGUUUUAUGGACAUUUGUGGGCCAUGCAGACAUUACCAAUUAUGAGCCAUAUAUUUAUAAGCUCCACACUUCAUGACUUUUCUUCCAUUCAUCUGUGGAGCUUCCAGGUAGCCCUGUUUCUAAAGCAAGUAUUUACAAACUACUAGAAAUUAUUUUUUUUUUUAAAUGGUGAUGCUUGGAUUCCAAAUCUUAAAACAAUUAAACCGAAACAAAACUUUUUUUGAAAUCAAGGUAGUGAUUUCUCUGUACUAGGAAACUGAGAAAUGAAUCUGAACCCUUUCUGUACACAUGAACCAAUGAACUAGGGAUGGAAAUAUUUUUUAAAACUCUUUUGGGUAUGAUGGAAGGCUGUAAAAUAUCAGAAUUGCUGGCCAAGGAAAAUAAUUAUUUUUUCUGGUUUUGUAAUGUCAGCCUUUUACCAACAUUUGAGAGGGGAGCAGAGAAUUGCUUCCAUUUUAAGCAGUACUGUCAGCAAGAGUGUGAAAAGGUCUGUGCUGGACAGAAAGUUGCAAGUUGCUGCUGCUUUGGAAAUACCUUUUCAUGGAGAUCUAAGGUCAAAUUCUUUUCAAAGUUCUCUUGACACCAUAGCAACAAAACAGUGCCAGAGUAAUUGAGGGAGAUGUGGCUCCUGGACUAUUUUAUCUAUGUGUAGCCUGGAUUUUUUUUACCCAUCCUGUGACAGCAUCUCACAUGUGUGUCAGCGUGAGGAGUCGUGUUCUUUCAGACUGCUUUGAAGAAAGGCGCGUAUUGAACUAACAGCCAGAAGAAGGCAGGUUCUUUCCUUUUAAUCCACAGAAACCAAACCUCUGUCCCAUCCAGCGUGCUCUCAGAAAAAUGUCCUCAGGUUUAGUCCAGUGUAAUUUGCAGCGCCUCGGCCUUUUCCAGCUGAGUGCUGAGCUUCCUCUGCUACCCCAAAUCCGAGGCUGAUCGCUGUGGGAUCAUCUCCAGAGAACAGGCUGCUGAGGAGUCAGAGGUUUGUCCUGAAGCUGCAGAACGUGGCUCCGUGCUGAGCUGAGCCUGUUCUUUGACAAGACCUUUGCAGGUAGCUCAGUAUAACUUUGCGUUUUACUGAAAGAGAAGGAUUUUCUGGAAUAGGAAAACAAAUCCAUUUAUUGGUGCAGAUUGCCACUGUUUCUGCCCUUCUCAUAACAUCGUUUCUUCAAGGAAAAUCUUUUAAGAGAGACCUUUUAGUCUCUCCGGGAGAUUUCACUCUUGUAGGGGUCUUGCCUUCAUCUGUAGAUUUAAGGGCUUAAUAAGCAUUAGACCUUCCUAUUAUACAGUAACAAAUAGGAAUACAAUACUUUUAUCAAUAUUUGGCACAUUUAUUUUUUUUUUAUGUGAAACUAAAUAUUGAUGCUGUCAAGUGACUGCAGUUUAGGGGCAUAAAUUACGAAUAUUCUUCUCCUGUGAGCCUCGCUCAAAUUUUGCAUUCAUAUACAGUAACGAUCUAAUGUCUUUCUAUUCCUGUAAGCCAUAUUAUUUGAUUGCCAGAUUACAUGAUUCCGUAUUGUGCUUAGAUGUCAGUGUUUUUAUUGUCAUUACCAAUAUUAUAUUUUAUUUUUACUGUAAAUGGUAACAAAAAGUUAACUGCUUCCUUACACUAUAAAAGGAACUAAGUCCCAUUUACAGAAUGUCUCUAAACAGAAAAUAUAUCUGGAAAAAAGAUAUGCUGAAUAAAUAAUUCAUAACAUGAUGGGCGAGUAGGAAAAAAAAAAAAGUCUUUUAAUGUAUUUUUCUACUCAGAACAAAACCAGACUUUAAAAAAAAAAUAAAGUAACCGGCUAUUUUAACAGAGAACAAAAUCAGCUUUAAAGAAGAAUGAUUGCAGGAGGGUCACUUCUCUGUGCAUUUUUACCCAGAUAUCAAUUUUGUAGGUAACAGAACUUAUGAAAUUGAAGAAUCCAUCCCCUUCUUUUUCCCGAUUCUUUUCUUUUUCUUUGUUCCACCCUCCUGUUUUUCCAUUAGCUUACUUCUUGACUUAUUUUCUAAACGAAAUGCCAACCCAUCCCACCAAAGGAAACCACAACAUUUCAAGGAUUUCAGAUUGUGGCAAAGCGAAUUAGCCCAUCUGUAAUAUAAACAGACAGCAAAUAAUUUCUUAAAGCCCUUGGAACCAAAGUCCCCCAGCUUAGGAGAUACGAUAAUGCCUUUCAGUGCAUUAUGCUCCAGAUUUCCACACAAGUAUAUACAAUAAAAAUGUAUCCCGAAAGCAUCCCUGAGAUGAUUCUAUGAUUCUAUGUCCAUCUUCUCAUGAAAUCGGAGGAUCUUAACCAACUAAACUGUUAACGUUAAGUGAUAAUUUCUUGCUAAGUAGUGAAGAAAUGCUGUGGAAAAAUACCUGGGAUGGCUCCAGCAGCCUGGGAGAUGUGGGUGGAUGUAACCCUGGGCUGGGGGCGAAGAGCAGAAACCUGUCUGCAGGGUUGAAGUUGGGACACAGCAAGAAGCAUCUGCUGCUCCAACCAAACCAUUGAAUCAGAUUUUACACUAGUUUUUCCAUGUAAAGGCAUCAAUCCUGAAUUGAAUUCAGGUGAAAUGAGACCCAGCGGGUCUGAAACUCUGAUGAGGCUCUUCAUAAGUUACCAGGGGCAGGGGGAGGGCUGGCCCUGGGCUGUCCGAAUUGCCCUUUCCUCAAUAAUUCACUAAUUACAGCCACCGGAGCCGCUGCGCACCGGGGUCGUUGGGAUCAGAUGAACCACCUGGGAGAAACGUGUUUGCAUCAAAGCCAGCACACCUGUGCCAAGUACUUUAUUUUUCCAUGUGAGCCAUUUUUGUCUUUAACGCAGGAGACUCGGCAGUAGAUGUGCUGGUUGUACGCGGCGGCGUGUCCGGCUCUGGCGAUCGGGGUGUCCGCGCCCUUCAGCCCCCGGAGGGAAGUAUGUAAUGGUGAUGGGUGUGGUGCGGUCCUGCAGUCCUGAACCUGUUCUUCGAGCAAUAAAGAUGACAGAUCUUUCUGAAAACCCCGUGCAUAAGAACAUGUGGAGCCUUGAAGUGGAGGAUUUGCACAGAGUCAUCCCCUAGAUGCAUUUUCUUCUGCCUAAAAUAACUGGAAAUGUACUUCUUUUUUUUUCUUCUAUUGGUGUAGAGCAUUGGACCAUUCUGUGUAUUUGUGGUUUCAAAAAACCACCAGCUACUCUUGGAGUAGAGCAAAGAGAGAAGUCGGGUCAGAGUUAAGUGGAGGGAUCAUUGCAUGUUUGAUAAUUAGCACAACGUUAAUCUAUGCCACAGUCUCUUUUUAUACCAGCAGAUUUGAGAAACACUUAUUUGAUUCUUUCUGAGUAACGUGUCUGUGCUCUUGAGAAUGCUACAUGUUUGUACAUAUGUUAGUUGCUGUUUCUAGGAACACGUGUUUAGAUGGUCAUUCCUAUAGCCCUGUGUUCUUGACAGCAGGGGCUGCACAGAAUUCGUGUUACCAGGGUGAGCUGGAUAUGUGGAAUGAAGGCAAAAUGUGCUUCAGUCCGGUUAGAUUGUGGUUGGAAAUAACAUCUCCGCCUGUGUUUUUCAGUAAUAACCACGUAAGUAAACUUGUAAGACAGAUGUGUCUUUCUAACUGUAAGCAGAGUCUUGUACUUAAGUACUUCUCUGGUUUCUGUGUUUCUGAAAUACUGGAAGUGGUGCAGCAAUAACCCCUCUGUUCCAGUGAAGUGAAAUUAACUUUCUCAGUGUGAUGCAGGAUUCCUUGGAAUGGGUUCUCCAGGUUCACGAUGCAAAUACCACCUCAUGAAAUAAGCUUGCUGUGCCUAAGUGCAUUUUUCUUUUCGAAGGUUUCGUUUCUUGUUCCAAUGUAUGCUAUUUUUAGUUGGUUAAAAAAAUCCUUAAAUACA